AUCAGGAGUGUGUACCAGCAAAAGCAUGGUCCUUCCAAGUCUCUUGCAGAGGAGUCUAUCCGUCCCGGUUUCAUGGAUGGAGCUUUUCAUCGCGCUUAGGACAACACUGUGCUACCAUACCUCCUGCAUUGGCUACGCGCGCAGGACAUGGAUGCUGCAACAAUGAAUGGCACCGCGACGCCGGCGCGCAAUUGUCCGGAACCUAUUGCAAUUGUAUCAAUGGCCUGUCGAUGGCCUGGCGGCAUUGCUUCUGCUUCAGAACUAUGGGAUCUGCUGAAGGACAAGCGUUCCGGAUACUCGGACUUCCCCCAGUCGAGGAUCAACGCGGAAGGAUUCUAUCAUCCAGAUCAACACCGACCGGGAAGCUUCUACACCCAAGGCGGCUUCUUUCUACAAGAUGAUCCGAGGAAGUUUGACCACAAGCUGUUUGGCAUUAGCCCAGUUGAGGCUCGCACCAUGGACCCAGCCCAGAGGAAACUUCUCGAAGUAACUUUCGAGGCUUUUGAAAACGCUGGAGCGCCAUUGGAGAGAGUCUCAGGAAGCAGGACGGGCGUCUAUGUGGGCAACUUCAAUGCAGACCACCAGGCUAUGCAAUUCCGAGAUCCGGAUCACCCAUUGCCAUAUGCGGCAACUGGUGGAGGAGUAACAAUUCUCAGUAACAGGAUCAGCUACGUCUUUAACCUGAAAGGGCCAAGCCUGACCGUCGACACAGCGUGCUCAUCGGCCAUGUAUGCAUUGCACAUGGCAGUAAGCGCAAUCAGAGCGCGAGAGUGCGACGCAGCAAUAGUAGCGGGAAGCAACCUCAUUCUCGACCCUGCUGCCCAGAUCUUCACGACCAAACUUGGUGCAAUUUCGCCAACUUCCGUUUGUCAUACCUUUGAUGCCGCGGCAGAUGGAUAUGCUAGAGCGGACGGCUUCGGUGCGCUAUAUCUAAUGAGCCUGGAGAAGGCCAUCGAAGGAAGGUAUCCCGUCCGUGCUGUAAUACGCGGGACCGCAAUCAACGCGAAUGGUCAUGGAAACGGCAUCACGCAUCCAAGCGUCGAAGGCCAAGAAGCCGUCAUUCGGCAAGCCUAUCACUGCGCAGGAGACUUGAACCCAGCCGAUACCGGAUAUUUCGAAUGUCAUGGCACGGGGACACCUGUCGGGGAUCCGAUUGAGGUAUCAGCCAUCGGCAGAGUCUUCGCAGAGCAUCAUACCCACUCUCCACUUCUCAUCGGAUCCAUCAAACCGAGUCUAGGUCAUAGCGAGUCUGCUAGCGCCAUUGCUAGCAUUAUGAAAGCUGUCCUUGCUAUUGGCAGAGGCGAGAUACCCCCGACCGUUGGCAUCACAAACUUCAACCCCAACAUUGACUUCAACGGCGCUUGCGUGAAGGUGGUUACAGAUUUGACUCCAUGGCCAUCCGGAGCUCCGCGAAGAGUCAGCAUCAACUCCUUUGGUUAUGGUGGAGCGAACGCUCACGUGAUUCUCGAUCAUGCCCAGGAAGUCUUAUCAGGAUACUGCAAACUUCCAGACAAGAUUCCUUUUCGGACCAACGGGGUGCCAAAGUCAUAUAAUAUCAAUGCUCGUGCGCCUUGCAGCGGAGUCAUUGCUGAGGAGGAGUGCUCUACCAAUGAGCCGGCCCACUCAUCUGAAUCACGUCGGUUUCUUCUGCCAUUUUCUGCUCAUGAUGCGGAAUCGUUGAAGGCAAAUAUUCGGAAUUUGUCAAAUUUACGCCACGAUCAUGACCUCAAGAGUCUCUCAUACACACUCGCUGCACGCAGGACGCUAUAUCCGUCUCGUGCUUUUGUCAUGCUCUCCAGCGAUUUGCCACCCACAGGCCUCAAUCUGAGCGACUGUGUCUUUGCGAAGCAUUCAGCGUCUCGAGAACCAACCUUGUGCUUUGUGUUCACCGGCCAAGGCGCUCAAUGGGUGGGGAUGGGCUCGGAGCUAUAUGAGAAGUACUCUGCCUUUACCAGUUCCAUCGACGAUCAAGACGCUAUAUUAGCGCGGCUUUCCAAUGGUCCGAACUGGCGUAUCGCUGGCGUGCUGCAGGAUAUGGAGAAUGUCUCUAUCCAUCAUCCGGAGAUAUCUCAGACAGUUUGCACCGCCUUACAGGUCGCUCUGGUGGAUUUGCUAGCGAGCUGGAAUAUUACACCUGUUGCUGUCGUUGGUCAUUCUUCUGGAGAAAUAGCAGCCACGUAUGCAGCGGGACGCAUCAGUGUGGUAGAAGCCAUCCUCGCCGCAUACUUCCGGGGCUAUGCUGCAUCGAAAUUGGAGAAACGCGGGAAAAUGGUUGCGGUCGGCCUUGGUGUUGAGCAAUUGACUCGUUAUCUCGAAGGGAAAGAGUCUCGAGCCCGAAUCGCUGCGAUCAACUCUUCCGUCGCCGUAACUCUAUCAGGAGAAAGCGAUGCUAUCGAUGAUUUAAGCCGCCAAUUCGAGGAAGAGGCCAUUUUCUGCAGGCAGCUGCAAACGGGUGGAAUGGCAUAUCACUCUCAUCAUAUGGCGGAGGUUGGGCUCCUCUAUGAACGACUUCUUGACAAUGGACUAGCUGAGCUGAAGCAUCUCAUUCAGAAUAAGGUCGCAGCCGAAUCACCCCUCGUCUGGUCCUCUUCAGUUUGGCCACACAAACGCUCCUCCAAGAUCACUAUAAAUUCAAAAUACUGGCGUAGGAACCUCGAAUCCCCGGUCCGAUUCAGCGAGGCUGUGGAGAACCUCCUUCAGCAUGACGUCUCUACAUUCCUAGAAAUAGGACCCCACCCUGCCCUUCGCUCCACCUUGAAGCAGAGUUUCAAGUCACCUAAUCCUUCAGCUAAGGAUGAAUUAGCUAUCCUCGCAACCCUCAGCCGGCACCGCGAUAGCGUGACCAGUCUUCUAGAGCUUAGUGGAUAUCUCUUCCUUCACGGCUACCCGGUGGAUAUCUCUCAAGCGAACCAGACUACCAAAGUGACUCAGACAUGCCAAGACUUGCCGAACUACGCCUAUCAUUACGGCGAGAUUCUCUAUCACGAAAGCAGAAUGAGCAAGGAGUGGAGGCUGAGGAAACAUUUGCGUCACGAUCUUCUUGGGGCCCGCCGUACUGGGGACUCGGGACUGCACCCGUCGUGGCGGAAUGUGAUUGUUUUGAAUCACGUACCGUGGUUGAGGGACCACAAGCUAGGCUCUCAUAUCGUCUUCCCGGCCGCGGGUUACGUCUCCAUGGCCAUUGAAGCUAUGCGUCAACGACAUUUAGAAACGGCACCGGAAAUGUCGAUUGCUACAUAUUCCCUUCGCAACGUGGCCAUCAACUCGGCGCUGGAGAUACCAGACGACGACACUGGGGUGGAGAUUGUCCUGAAUAUGCAGAGUCAAGCACUUACAACGUCAACCUCGUCCUGUUGGUAUGAGUUUAAAGUCACGUCGUCGCGGGAUUCUGGAGACUGGAUCGAGAACUGCACCGGACUGAUCAGCGUAAACUAUUCAGGGUCCUCCUCACGCAUUUCCGAAGCGGAAGAAGCGAAUGGCAUGGUGAAGGUCCAAGCCAAACGAUGGUACCAGAAGUUCUCAGAGCUAGGUAUCGUGUACGGACCGUUCUUCCAAGCAAUAUCCUCCCUCUCAGCCUCGAAGGCCAGAAAUGGCGCGCAGGCAUUCAUCAAUUUGGCCAAGACGUCGGGUUCUAUGAUUCGCGAGUCGGGAUAUGUCAUCCACCCCACGGCACUGGAUAAUUGCCUUCAGCUUGCGCUCGUUGCAUCUCAUGGUGGCGACAUCGGCGCCGCUCGCUCCGCCUACGUUCCUACACUGCUUAGCGACUUAACAGUAUGGGUCCCUUCCCGAGAUACUUUCGCGCAUGCAUUUGCGGAAGGGCGCUUGGUCGGACCAAGAGGAUUGAGCGCGAGGGUAAGGCUCGAGACAGAGGCCGGAAAGCCGCUUCUUCAGCUAGAGUCUCUGCGAUGCGUCGCUCAAACUUUGCCACCAGGAAGCACAUCCACAAAUGAAACGAGACCCCACAACCCUUUUAGCAGGCUCAACUGGAAGCCUGAUAUUGACGCUCUGUGCAAUACUGACGCGCAGAGGCUAUUUCCACCUCCUGGCGAUGGACGACUAGCAAAACAUGCUUUCGAAGGGCUUGCGAGGCUUUCCGCAUGUGUGCUUGUUGAUAUCGCGACCAGGUUCCCACGAGAACAGGCAAAUGGCACGUCGGAAACCGUCCGGAGGUUCUUGGCUUGGGUUCACCGAUGGUACGAUCAGCGGGCAAGUUGCACACCUUAUGGACUGGAAGCCCUGCUGUCAUUCCCUCACGAUCGUUCAGUCAUAAUCAAUGCUCUAUUCUCGGAAUUGGAGGACGUUGUAGAGGCAAGAAUCAUCAGGCGAGUCUACGAGAACCUUUCAGUGAUCGUCUUGAAAGAGGGAGACGGUCUUCAGCUACUUCUCCAAGAUGGCUUGCUCGCCGACUUAUACACUAUCGGCGUUGGUACGACAUGGGCCUACCCUCAGCUCCAGAAAGCUAUUGAUCUGAUCGCACAUAAGCACCCUCGUGCUAAGAUAAUCGAGAUUGGUGCAGGAACCGGUGGCGCGACCAGACGCAUCAUGGAAAUUUUGAAGGGAAGCACUGUGCAGAAACGCUAUAGGACAUACACCUUCACCGACGUGACCUCGGCGUUCCUUGCGUCCGCCCAGCAGGAGUUCGCGAGAUGCAGAGGCAUGGAAUACCGAACCCUGGACAUCGAGAUGGACCCGACAGCACAAGGCUUCCAGCCUGAAUUCGACGUGGCGAUUGCGUCGCAGGUACUCCAUGCCACAUGGGACAUAUCGCAAACCCUGCGAAACGUGAGGAAGCUUCUCAAGCCAGGCUCAAAGCUGGUUCUGGUAGAGCUGACACGCAUGCAUCUCGCUACUGGCCUCGUCCUGGGUACACUCCCCGACUACUGGAAGGGCGAGGCUGAUGGACGUGUUGAUAUCCCGUUACUGGGUCGAAGGCAGUGGGAUCACAAACUAAGAGAAAAUGGCUUCUCGGGGAUCGACAUUGUGUUGGACGAUUAUCCAAGCGGUUACGAAUCGACGUCGAUUAUCGUGACGACUGUUGUGGAAGCAAGCGAUCCUUGCAUGACCCUGUCGGAGAGCCACCAGCUUGUUUUCAUCGUGUUGCAGGAUCCGACAUCUCCACUUGCAGUGGGAGUUGCCUCGCAAAUCUCCGAUCACGGGUUUCUGCCUAGCUUGCUUCACAUCCACGAUGUCAGCGACAUCCCUCGUGGGUCCCGGGUCAUUUCCCUUGUGGAGAUCAGCGGAGAGCUUGGAGUAUGCCGUGAUGAGGAGACGUUUAAUUGCCUCAAGGUCCUACUGCGAAAGGAUUCUCGCCUCCUUUGGGUUUCUAACCGCAGAAUGGACACCUCGCUCAAUCCAAACCUUGGAUCGAUGCCGGGAUUGCUAUCCACCGUCUCCCACGAGAUUCCAAAUGUCCGGAUCACGCAGCUCUGUUUCGAGAGAGAUUUACACCCGACACCCGAAAAUGUUGAGCUUAUCGUGAGCCAAGCCCUUCAUCCUCACAAUAGUACAGACUCAGACCGUCUCGAAAAGAUCCAUGUGGUUCGUGAUGGGGUUGCUCAUAUCUGUAGAAUCGAUCCGGAUGAAGAACUGAAUCGAGACUUCAGAGCGCAGGAAUGCCUUGAAACUAUCUCCAGGACGGUUCCUGUCUGGCAAGCGCCCCCUUUCCACGUUGAAUUCGACCAGCCGGGUCUCCUCAGCUCCAUGUACUUCAAGGGAGACCCCGAAUUUGCGCAAGAGCUAGAUAGUGAUCACAUAGAGAUCAAAGUGGAAGCCGCGGGCCUGAAUACGAAAGACAUCGCGAUAGCUACAGGCAAGUUCGAUUGGCCCUACUACAGCACGGAGUGCUGCGGAAUUGUCCAUUGCCUGGGCUCGAAUGUCACUGAGCUCAAGCUCGGCGACCGCGUUGCUGGCGCGAUACCGGGAAAGUUCGAGAACUACGUUCGGUGCCCUGCAUCGAGGGUGCAGAGGUUUGAUGAUCGGUUCGGACCAACCGAGCUAGCGAGCAUGCCGGUCAGCUUUAUGACAGCGAUCUACUCCCUUAUGCACCUCGCCCAUCUGCGAAAGGGCGAGUCGAUGCUCGUCACAUCAGCUGCUGGCGCGCUUGGCUUAGCUGCCAUGCAGAUUGCUUCGAAUAUUGGAGCACAGGUCUAUGCCACGGUGGGCGGCUCUGAGAAGCACAACCUUCUGGAAUCCCGAUAUGGUAUCCCGCACGAAAGGAUCUUCAAUUCGAGGGACGGUACUGCGCCACAGAGGCUCAUGGAAGCCACUGGAGGAAGGGGGGUUGACGUAAUCCUUUCAACAACCGCAGGCGAACAGAUGCACGAAACCUGGAGGUGUAUCGCACCUAUGGGUCGCUUCAUCGAGGUAGGCCGCACAGAUGUGAUAGGGAAGGGCAGAUUGGCGAUGGAGGUAUUUGAACGGAAUGCGACAUUCUCGUCGUUUGACUUGGGUUUGCUGAACCAACAGAGGCCGGACGUGGUGGCGGGUCUGAUGGCCGAGGUGGCCAACAUGUGCACGCGAGGGAUCAUAAACCCGAUCGAGAAUAUCACUACUUUCAAUAUUAGAAGGUUGGAAGAAGCCAUGAUGUUCAUGGGAAAGGGCAGUCAUGCAGGGAAAGUCGUCAUUACGUACUCGGACGAGGAUACCGAGAUCGAGCUACGAGCUUCAACGCCCAAGGCGACAUUCGAUCCCGAAGCGGCCUAUCUACUCGUUGGAUGCCAGGGAGGAAUAGGCGAAGCAAUCAGCCAGUGGAUGGCCGACCGCGGCGCAAAACACCUCCUCUUCCUCUCUCGACGCGGCGAGAAUGGCUCUGAGGAGCCCGCUGCACUUGGGAGUCUCCGGCAGCGCGGUGUAGCCGUCCACAUCGAAGCCUGUGACAUCACUGAUGAGAAGUGCCUAGAAGCCAUCGUGGAGCGGUACGCAGCCACUCGCUCAAUCAAGGGUGUCAUACACGCCGCCAUGGUUCUCGAAGACGCCCUCUUCGAAAAGACCUCCUUCGCCCAACUCCAAUCCGUCCUAGCCCCCAAAGUCCGCGGAACUAUCAACCUGCACCGCGCCACCCUUUCCCAGCCCCUCGCCUUCUUCCUCAUGACGUCCUCCAUCGUAUCCCUCGUCGGCACCGCCACGCAAUCCGCAUACGCCGCAGCCAACAGCUUCCAAGACAGCUUCGCUUCCUACCGGCGCUCGUUAGGCCUACCCGCAACCUCGCUGGCGCUCGGUAUGAUAUCCGACGCCGGGUUUGCGAGUAAAAGGCCGGAGAUCCAGCGCUCGCUGACGCGGAACGGUGUGUAUGGGACGGAGAUUGAGGAGGUGGUUAGGAUGCUGGAUGUGGUGUUUGCAGCGGGGGCUGGGAAGGAGGAGGACGAGGGUAUUGGCGGGGAAGGGGCUAGAUGCCAUGUCCUUUGCGGUCUGGAAGCUGCCAAGAUCUAUGCCAUGGACAGGGAGAAGCUGGGGGAGGAGUUCAUCUGGUCGACGGAUCCGCGCUUUGCGCAUGUCAUGCAGCAGAUCGAAGACUGCCACCUUGCGAGUGCGGAAGGAGGCGGCUUGCACACUGGACCCACACAGGCUGGAGACGGCUCGUCCACGGAGCAACAGCUGCUGGCCCUCGCGUCGGGGUGCGCAAAUUCCGACUCGGCAACGACGGCCCCUCAUGCGGCCCUGGCCGAGCUCGCGACGAAGGCGUUAGUGGAACGCCUGGCCAAGCUACUCUUCUCGCCGGUUGACCAGGUGGACGCGAAAGCGGAGCUGCAGAGUUUCGGCGUGGACAGCAUGAUGAGUACGGAGCUGCGGAGCUGGCUGAGUAAGACCUUCGGGCUGAAUAUGAGUUUCGUGGAGUUGAUGCGGAAGGGAGUCACGGCUGAGACGAUCGGAGGAAGAGUUGUGGAGGUUUUACUGAGCGGGAAAGAAUGAUUGUACGCACGGAAAGCUUGUGCUGAGGUCGUGUUUUAUGUCUUAUACUCU
Molecule: messenger RNA, 7959 nt
Organism: Trematosphaeria pertusa
Lineage: Eukaryota; Fungi; Ascomycota; Dothideomycetes; Pleosporales; Trematosphaeriaceae
Exons: 9
Coding region: 148-7908 (2586 amino acids)
Biological process (GO): secondary metabolite biosynthetic process; fatty acid biosynthetic process
Molecular function (GO): fatty acid synthase activity; oxidoreductase activity; 3-oxoacyl-[acyl-carrier-protein] synthase activity
Source: RefSeq, a predicted model, not a curated record